CCCCUCCCCGCCCCUGGCCUCCCGACAAGACACAUACACGCGCGCGCUCUGUGCACGUCCCCCUCCCCCCCUUUCCAUCCUCGCCCUUCCUCCCUCCCGCUAGCCUUCGCCACCCACCGACCGGUCCAAGCCGGCCAACCCCCGGAACAUUAUGUCAGGUGCUACGGCCGGUGCAACCAAGCGCGGUGGCCGGGCCGGGGCCUCGGCCCGCGGCGGCUCCAACACCCAGCGCAAGCAACACUCGGAGAUGGAGCGGAAGUAUCGCGCCGAGCUGAACGACGCCAUCACCUCCCUGCGGAAGUUGCUGACCCCCACCAAUGCCGACCCUCCGCAGGGGGUGUUCCCCAUCCUGCCGGAGGCCCACAACAUUGCCAACAUCAACAAGGCCCGGGUGUUGCAGCUGACGGCCAAUUACAUCCGCCAGGCCAAGACCACGCUCAUGCUGACGAAUGAGCUCCUGCUGGAGGGCGAGCCGCAGCUGGAAGUCGGCGCCCCGGCCGGGGAGCUGGCUUUGCUGGGCCCCGGCGGCCUGACCGGCGGCCUGGCUGGCGGCCCGGCCGGGGGCGCCGGCCGGCGGCCAGAUCUUCCCCCCUGCGGGGGAGCCUCCUUCGGCAGCCACGCCGGGGAGGCCGAGUGCAUGUCGGCCCCCGGCCCCGGGGGCAUGCCCAUGAUGGACGACCCGGCCGCGCGCGAGCUCCUCACCCAGAGGAUCACCCAAAAGUACACCGACGUGGUGACCCGGACCAACCAGCUGGACCUGCAUCUGCGGCUGAUGAUCAACCACGUCUGUGAGGAGGCCAUUUUGCGCGGCCUGGACCCGAAGUCCUGCGAGGAGGAUCUCUACGGCAUGACCGGCCUGGCCAUCUACCCGGAGGCGGUGGCCUCCCUGCUGGAGGAGACUCGCCGACGUGUGACUGCCGAAGUGGCGGCCCAGACCCAAGCUGCCAGCGCCGCGGCGGCCGCCGCCGCCGCCGCCGCCGCCGCCGCCGCCGCGGCGGCCGCUUCCAAGUCCGGCUCCGGGCCGGCCCCCCCACCGGCGUUGCCCGGCGCCGAGAAGGAGUCCACCUCGCGCGUCACGGCCGAGCCGCUGUUGGAUUCCGGGGCGACCGGGCUGCCGCCCCCUCGGCCGCAUCCCGCCCGGCCGUCCAGCAACCCCACCGACCCCGAUGCCGGGGGUGCUGUCCCGGCGGCCGGGGCAUCCGUGAAGAUGCAAGCCGGCUCGCCGGAGCCGGCCGACCCGGACUCCGGCUCGCCGCCACUGUCGCCCGAUGGCGAGCAGCACCAGCAGCAUGGGCCCCUCGAUUCGGGCCUCGCCGGGGGGAUGUACUCCUCGCAGCAUGGGCUAUACCAGCCGCAGGGCGUGCUGGGCUCUGGGCACCCGGGCUACUACUAUGACGUGGUCCCUCCGCCGGGCGCCGGGCCCGGAGACACGCACUAUGAUCUCCGACAUGCCCCGGGUGAUCAGCCCCCGGCGGGUGUCUAUUACGACACCCAAGCACGGCACCCCCCGGCCGCGCAGUAUCACCACCCGUCGCAGCAGGCAUCGCAGCAGCAGCAGCAGCAGCAGCAGCAGCAGCAGCAGCCGUACCACCAGCAGUCGUACCACGCCUCGACACAGCAUGCGCCCUUUCAGCCAUCCUCGCAGUCGCAGCAGCCGGUGCAAUACGACCAGCACCACUACCACUCGCACCAGGGUCCGGCGUAUCAUCACAUCGACCCGUCGGCCGGAGACUUUGCCGGGGGCCCCCCUUCACACGACUUCCUGGCACCGCAUGCCGUCUCGUCUGGCGGCCCUGCAGGCCGGCCAUCGCCCCAGGCACCCGGCGUUCGGGCCUCGGUCAUGGUCAUGCCUGGAUCCUCGGGCUCUGGGGCAGCGCCGCAGCAGCCAUGGGCCAUGCUCACGCAGAUUCCCGGCCCGGCCCGGCCGCGGUCCUCCUCCGUCUAGGGCGGCCGCCUCCGCCGGGCGGGCCCCCGCGCCCUGGGCCGCCCCCCUCACUUGCUCGUGUGGAUGUCUGUGCUGGCGUCCGCCCGCGCUCCCUCUCCCCUCACCCCCCUCUCUCUCUCUGUAGGCUGCGCGUAAGCGCGCCGGCAAUACACCCAGUUUUGUCCC
This is a messenger RNA of Fonticula alba, 2110 nucleotides long. RefSeq lists its product as hypothetical. Lineage: Eukaryota; Rotosphaerida; Fonticulaceae. The transcript has 4 exons. Gene Ontology annotation, molecular function: protein dimerization activity. Bases 152 to 1945 code for a protein of 597 amino acids. The record is from RefSeq and is a predicted model, not a curated record.